CCAGAUGCAACAUGGACCGUUACUGGCAGAGUGGAGUCUACUGGUGUGAGUCUGAAACAGGACAGUUCAGCAAUGCAGUCAACAUCACUAUACAGUACGGUGAUAUUAUCCUGGUGAGCCCUGUCCAUCCUGUUACUGAGGGAGAUUCUGUCACUCUUGGCUGCAAAUUGAGGACAGAAAAAGUUCCUUAUAAUGUGGAUUUCUACAAAAAUGACAAACUCAUCCAAAAUGUUACUGGAGGGGAGCUGACUAUCUCUGCAGUGUCAAAGUCUGAUGAAGGCUUUUAUAAAUGUAAAGGAAAAGAUUCACCACAAGGUUUGCAGAGUUUGACGUCACCAGAGAGUUGGAUGUCAGUAAAAUCAGCGCCCAGGCUUGAAGGAAGCUCUUCAUUUCCUGUGCUGUUGAUUGUUGGGCCGGUUUGUGGAGUUUUACUGAUUCUUCUCCUGCUGCUGUUUCUGUAUCUCUACAGAAAGUCAAAAGAUUCAUGCUUUAUGAGGUCUCAGAGCAGCAGUCGGGGCCCUGCUACAGACCACAUGAUCAACCAGGAUGAAACUCAGCUCAAAGAAUAUGCUCCUCCUCUCCAUGGUGAAUCCAACGAUGUCACAUAUUCUGUGGUUGAGCUCAAAAACAUCACUAAAAAGGGGAACAAAAAAGAGAAGCCAGAGGAGAACGCAGUUUACUCAGAUGUGAAGAUAAGAUCAGCUACAGACGACAAUGUGAUGUAUGCCCAGGUGAACUUUCACAGUAAAGCCAAGAGAGACAAAGAUCAAUAGAGAGAUCUGCAUCAACAAAACCAGCAGAAUGGAUGACAACAUGAAGAACUGCAGUAGUGUUUAACUCAAUGACAGAAAAGGGGUCUCUUAAAGGAAAUGGCCACUUUGAAAAUACAGACAGUACUUACUGACCCUCAUGCCAACAAGAAG
Molecule: messenger RNA, 923 nt
Organism: Epinephelus lanceolatus (giant grouper)
Lineage: Eukaryota; Metazoa; Chordata; Actinopteri; Perciformes; Serranidae
Source: RefSeq, a predicted model, not a curated record